Messenger RNA from Aspergillus tubingensis, 1692 nucleotides. Its product is annotated as AMP-binding enzyme. The transcript is spliced from 6 exons. NCBI's taxonomy places the organism in Eukaryota, Fungi, Ascomycota, Eurotiomycetes, Eurotiales, Aspergillaceae. The record is from RefSeq and is a predicted model, not a curated record. Gene Ontology annotation, molecular function: CoA-ligase activity. Bases 1 to 1692 code for a protein of 563 amino acids.
AUGUCUUUAGUCCAAUCCCGGUACAGUGUAAAUGCGCCCCAAACAGACCUUCUGUCUUACUUGUUUGGCUCGCCUUAUAAGAAUGAAGGAGCCUGGCCAUCCUCAGAGCCUCUUCUGGAAACAGCAGCAAAAUGCGAUUUUCCAGGAUAUACAAUCGACCAAAUCAAGAAUAUCGUGAAGCGAGUCGGCUGCGGCCUUCAUCAGUUGGGAGCGCAAGGAAAGCGAGUCAUGGUCUACGGUGAAGCGAACCAUAACUUCCUCCUGGCUGUUCUUGGUGUUAUCGCUGCUGGAGCAGCAUGCAAUGCUCUCGCUCCCGGUCCUGUAGAAGAAUUGAUUUCCCGGCUACGGCAACUGGACUGUGACAUUGUCCUUUUCGCACCCCAGGAUCGGAAGCUUGUCUGCGUUGCAGCAGCAAGGUUGGAUCUUCCUCGCGAGCGUCUUUUUAUGGUCGACGAGUCUUUCGGUGGAGUGAAUACGGACGGUUCGGAUGACGGUGCUUUCAGACACUGGAGCCAUCUCUUAAAUACGCCUGGCGGUGACCAUUAUGAGUGGCCUAGACUUUCGCCUGCGGAGGCAAGGACAACGACAGCUAUUCUGCUCAACACUUCCGGGACAACAGGAUCUUCAAAGCUUGCUGAACGCACUCAUUAUGGACUUAUUGGCAAUAUUGAGCAUACCUUACAGCACUACAACCUUCGGGAGAGAAACAGAGAAACCGUAUUCUGCAAUUUUAAGUUUUGCGGUUUGGGUUUCCAGAUUUUAGGAUUCAUGCUCCCUCUGAAAGCUCGAUAUAAGAUUAUAUUUCCUACGAAGUACGAGCCAGAAAUGUUCAUGCAGACGAUUGAACGAUUCAAACCUACUUUGUUGAUACUCCCUAAGCAUCUGGUACGCGAGCUCCUGGAAAAAUUCGACAAACCCAGCUUCCCCAGCGUACAACAUGUCCUGACCGGCGCUGCGAUCAUCCCCUAUGAGAUGAUCGACAAGUGGCAGCGACUACAUGGAUCUCAAGUGCUGCAUACAUAUGGAAUGACCGAGGCAGGUUUCUAUACAUUCCCAGAUCCAACCCAGGUGGUAGAGGAUGCCACAACAGGAAUUCUGCUUCCAAAUCUGGAGGCGAAGAUAGUUGGAGAUCAGGGCGAAUUGCUAAGCAGAGGCCAGAAAGGACAUGUUUACAUUCGGACCCCAUUUGCCAUGAAGGGCUACUUCAAUAAUCCCGAAGAAACUGCUCAGACCAUAACAGACGAUGGAUGGAUUAAGACUGGCGACAUUGGCUGGGUUGGUGAGCGCGAUCAAUUUUAUAUUGUUGGUCGCCAAAAGGACCUAUUCAAAACCAAUGGCUACAAUGUUUCUGGAGCUGAGAUCGAGAUGGUUAUCUCACAACAUCCGGAUAUUACCGAUGUCGCUGUUAUUCCAGUCACGACGGAUGGAGACGAAGAACCCAUUCCUCGUGGCUAUAUUGUCAAGUCGAAAGACUCACCCUUAACCAUCGACGAAUUGAUGCACUGGAUGCAGACAGAACUCACUCCACGCAUGCAACUUCUUGGUGGUGCAACCUUCAUCGACGAAAUUCCAAUCUCGAAUGUUGGAAAUAGCAAAGUCGACCGUCGGAAACUGAGUGAGUUUGCCGAGAGAGAGAUGCAGGCACUAAGCCAUGCAGAGCAGGAGGCGGACAAGCCAAACCAGGGUGCUUAA